AGUUUGACAGUUUAGGUGCAAAUAAUCAUAAACAAAAUAUAAUUUUAUGUUUCUAUGGCAUCAUUUACUUAAAAUUCAGCUUGAAAGAAAGUGUUUCAGCAAAUGAGUGUUUUCUUUUUUUUAUUAACCAGGAAUCAGAGGUGUUAUAACAAAAACUAAAUACAAAAAUAACAUUAGCAGCUGCUAGGCUAGAACUUUCAUGAGGUCAACAAGCUGAGAAGAGUUUUUAAAGAAGAUGUGUAAUUAUAAUCAAAAGCUUUAAGAUAACAUCAUUUAGUAAACGGUAAGCAACAAGUUGACGUCGCUAACGCAACUUGAAGAAGAAAAAGAAAAGAACCCAAAAAAAGUAGCAACAACCACAACGACCGGGUUCUAACAUAAUAAUACCAAAAAGAAAACUAAAUCAAAACGUGGCAUUUAAAGCGGAACUUAAUAUAGUUUGCAAUCAAUGUUUUUUCAAUUAAAAUUUCAAUAAAAACAAAUAAACAAACGUUGGAAACAAAAUGUUAGUGCAAUGUUAUCAAAGAUGGCUAAUGAGCCUAUUAUUUUUAAUGGUAUUACCCACCUUAUGUUGGGGACUUUUGGAUGGUUUGUAUUGUGGCAAACAAAAUUGUUACGAUGUCUUGGGUGUAACGCGUGAUAAUACUAAAUCGGAAAUUGCCAAAGCUUAUCGUCUGUUGGCAAGGAAACAUCAUCCUGAUUUGCAUCGUACAGAAGAGGCUAAAAAGGAAGCAGAAACACAAUUCAAAUUAAUAGCUACUGCCUAUGAAAUUCUAAAGGAUGAUGAAUCACGUAAUGAUUAUGACUACAUGUUGGAUAAUCCAGAUGAAUACUAUGCCCAUUACUAUCGUUACUAUCGGCGAAGAGUGGCACCCAAAGUGGAUGUACGUAUAGUUAUCAUUGCCACUCUCACCAUUAUAUCCAUCAUACAAUACUACUCCGGAUGGCAGCGUUACGAUUCGGCCAUUAAAUACUUUGCUACUGUUCCUAAAUACCGCAACAAGGCCUUAGAAAUAGCCAAGGAUGAGAUUAAUGAAAAAAUCAACAAUAAAAAGGGCAAAAAUCGCCUAUCCAAGGCUGAACAAAAAGAAGAAUUGGAAAAGAUUAUACGCAAGGUGGUGGAAGAGAAAAUGGAUGUUAAGGGUGCUUAUGCCAAACCCUCAGUGUGGGAUGUCUUAUGGGUACAAAUCAUUAUUUUCCCUUAUACUCUAGUAAGAUGGCUUUGCUGGCAGGCCAAUUGGUUUAGGAGAUUUAACAUUUGCAAACAGCCUUACGGACGUGAAGAGCAGUUGUACUUAAUUAGGCGUCAUAUGAAAAUGGGACAACAUCAAUUCGAUGCCCAGGAAGACAAGCAAAUUGAGGAAUAUUUACAUUUGGAAUUAUGGGAAAAGGAUAAUUUUGAUGUUUGGAAAAUGGAGCAAGAGGAGGAAAUGAAAAAGAAAAUGGCAGAAAAUCCACGUUAUAAGGCGUAUCGUCGUUAUAUGAAAAAUCAUGGUCCUGGUCGUAUAACUUUUGAAGAUUAGAUUUAGAUCGAUUGCUAAAUAGAGGAAUUUUAUUUAUAAUUUUUAAUUUAAUUAAAGUUUUAUACAUUUUUUUACAUAAAAUAAUACUUAAUUGUUUUUGUGUUGUGUUGUGUGUGUUCAUCAAGUCAGAGUCCAGUACUUGUUUAGCCAUAAUUUUGAACAUGUAUUUUCUAACGUUUGUUUAUUGUGUUAAAUGCUUUUGAAAAAAAUUUAGAAAGUUAUACAA
Lucilia cuprina (Australian sheep blowfly) is the source of this 1749-nucleotide messenger RNA. Its product is annotated as dnaJ homolog subfamily C member 25 homolog. The record is from RefSeq and is a predicted model, not a curated record. Gene Ontology annotation, cellular component: endoplasmic reticulum membrane. Lineage: Eukaryota; Metazoa; Arthropoda; Insecta; Diptera; Calliphoridae. The coding region runs from base 504 to 1523 and encodes 339 amino acids. The transcript has a single exon. Gene Ontology annotation, biological process: protein folding.